Messenger RNA from Procambarus clarkii (red swamp crayfish), 1686 nucleotides. The record is from RefSeq and is a predicted model, not a curated record. Lineage: Eukaryota; Metazoa; Arthropoda; Malacostraca; Decapoda; Cambaridae.
AUGGAUCGUGUCCAAGAAUUUAUAACAAAAGAGGACCCAUUGAUUUUGGAGAGCUGUACGAAAGAACAGCUGAAGCAAAUCGCCGAACACUAUGAGAUAGAAUUAGUGUCGACUAAAGUGGUCUAUAUGAGACAAGAACUUGGAAAUAAAGUAAGGUCUCGACGCGAAGACGUCAGAGCGGUAGGAUUAGAUGUGAGUGCAAAGGAAAGUGGGGAACAAGAUAAUGGGGAAGUGUCUUCUAAUUCGUCUCGUAGGAGUGGAAGUUUAGAAUAUGAAUUGGAACGUUUGAAACUGGAAGCUCAAAUUAAGAGGGAAGAGAGACAGUUUCAGUUAGAGAAACUGAAAUUGGAGAAAGUGAGACUUGAAAGUGAGCAAAAAACGCGUGUAGAAUUAGAAAAGGAGAAAACGAAGCAAAUGGAAAUCGAAGCAAAUAAAUUUGUGGCUGCUCAGAGGCGAGAGCGAGAGGUACACUCGGAGAGCACACCUGUGCCUGCAGCAUAUGAUCACAAGGCACGUGAAAAGGAGGUUCCGCAAUUUUGUCCAGAAGAGUCUGAGUCUUUUUUUGAGCAUUUUGAAAAAGUUGCUACACUAAAGCAGUGGCCAGAGGAGGAUUGGGCCCAAUUGGUGCAAAUAAGAUUGACUGGGGCAGCGAGAGAGGCCUAUACCCAGCUCUCUCUUGAAGAUUGUAAAAAUUACUGGACUGUGAAAAACAGCGUAUUAAGGUCACUUCUACUAACACCUGAAGCUUACCGGAAGCGGUUCAGAGAAAUGGUAAAGACACAGAGGAGCACAUAUGCUGAAACAGCCAGAGAUUUGGAACGUAGAUUCCAAAGAUGGAUGGGUUCCGAAAAGGUAGAAUCUUUCGAAGACUUGAAACAAUUGAUGUUAAUGGAAAAAUUCUUGGAGAUGGUGACUCCAGACACCAGGUUUAAGGUUCAAGAAGCAGGAAUAAAAACACUCUUAGAAGCAGCGGACAAAGUAGAUGUAAUUACGGAAGCUUACAGAAGUCUCCAGGAAUAUGAAGAAAAAGGUCACGCAAAGUUGCAGGGUAGUAAAAGACGGUAUACGUGGAACAAUAGAGAUGGUCGUGGAUAUACUGGCAAGCCGAUAGCCCGACAAAGUCAGGGGUAUGUGGAAUUUUCUCCGUCGGGAGGUGACGCAUUCGAGGGUCAGGCUAGCGCACCCUCGGGUCAGGGAGGAAAUACAACGUCUAGAUAUCGAGGUACAGGACAGUGGAGACGUGGCGAAUCCUAUUAUAAUGGACAACGUGGUUCGAGAGGACGAGGAUUCUCUUCUCAGGUAAUAUGCUACACAUGUAACAAGCCUGGACACUUAAGUAGAGAGUGUAGGCAAGGCAGAAGAGUGGUGUCCCUCACAGUAAGUAAAUACAGAAGUCCUUAUAUAAAUUUAAAGGAGGAAUUGCCCCAGGAGAAGAUGUCCAUUACGAAAGGAUAUAACCCUUUCAUUAGCAAAGAUGAAGUGAUGUUAGGAGUGUGCUCGGACAUACCCAUUCCUGGAGUACAUGUCAUCUUGGGCAACGAUUUGUGCGGCUCAAGUGUGUUGCCAGAGGUACUGCGCAGUGAUGUACCAAACGAACGUCAAAAUAAUGUGGAAGAUGAAAAAUGUAAUAACAUAACGCUCGCCAGUAUUCUGGAGGAUCCCUCGGAAGAUGAUCAGAAUUCCUAA